Rana temporaria (common frog) is the source of this 1678-nucleotide messenger RNA. RefSeq names its product zinc finger protein 391-like. The transcript is spliced from 5 exons. Bases 128 to 1645 code for a protein of 505 amino acids. Gene Ontology annotation, molecular function: DNA-binding transcription factor activity, RNA polymerase II-specific; RNA polymerase II cis-regulatory region sequence-specific DNA binding. Lineage: Eukaryota; Metazoa; Chordata; Amphibia; Anura; Ranidae. The record is from RefSeq and is a predicted model, not a curated record. Gene Ontology annotation, cellular component: nucleus. Gene Ontology annotation, biological process: regulation of transcription by RNA polymerase II.
GGUUGGGAGUGAGGCUUGGAACGCAGAAGCAGGAAGUGGUGGGAUAAACUUGGAUUUAGAGACUUCUUUUCCUGCUACACUGAUAUCCAUCCCGAGGAGGUGUUACAGUGGGCCUCCCAACCUGAAGAUGGAGGAAAAGAGGAGUGAGAUGACCGAGAGGAUAUUAAACCUCACCCUGGAGAUCAUCUACCUGCUGACCGGAGAGAGCCCAUCUGGAAAGUCUCACAACCACUUGACCAUCACGUUGCCUCUACCUCAUUCCCUGACACCCCAGAGAAACAACGACAAGAGGAUUCUAGAAGUCACCAACAAGAUUAUUGAGCUGCUGACAGGAGAGGUUCCUAUAAGGUGUCAGGAUAUCACUGUCUAUUUCUCCAAGGAGGAGUGGGAGUAUUUCGAAGGACACAAGGGCCUCUACAAGGACGUCAAGAUGGAGGACCACCAAACCAUCACAUCUCCAGAUUUAUCUGAAGGUGCUACAGUAGAGUUUUCAGCUUCUAUUGAGGAGGAACCUGAGGAACAUCAUGUUGAGGAGGAACCUGAGGAACAUCAUGUUGAGGAGGAACCUGAGGAACAUCAUGUUGAGGAGGAACCUGAGGAACAUCAUGUUGAGGAGGAACCUGAGGAACAUCAUGUUGAGGAGGAACCUCUACGCCUGGACAUCUCCACCCUGACACAACAGGAGCAGUACACAGUUACCCAUAUUAAAGAGGAACCUCUCCUAGAAGAAGAUCUAUCUCAUGCCGAAAUGUAUACACCUUCGGAAUAUGACCGUCUCCACAUUAAAGAGGAGCCCAUCUCAUGGGACCAGAUAAGUACUUCACAUCCAAGCAUCUACACACCUUUGGACCUUUCUCAGUACAUUGCUCCCCCGAGGAUUAAAGAGGAGCCGCUCUCCAGAGCAAAGAGCUCCAUGAACGCCCUUUCUGUAGAGACCCAGUACGCUCAGGGCCGCCAGGCAUACGUCAGGGCCAGGCCGCACUUCUGCUUCUUCUGCCAGAAAAAUUUCAGUAGCGGCCCAGAGCUCCUCCGGCACCAAGUCGUCCACCAGGGCAUGCGCUCUUUCCUGUGUUCCCAGUGCGGAGAGACUUUCCCCACCAGCUCCCUUCUCUCCGUCCACCACAGACUACACAAAGGGAUGCAGGUCUACCCGUGCAGCGAAUGCGGCAAAUGCUUCAGCUGUAGCGCCCACUUGACCCUUCACCAGAGGGUCCACACGGGGGAGCGGCCGUUCUCCUGCCCGGACUGCGGUAAACGGUUCAACCGCAACGCCCACCUGACGGUGCACCGGCGCAUUCACACCGGGGAGAGGCCUUACUCUUGCAACUUCUGCGGCAAGAGCUUCAACUGCAGCGCCAGCCUCAUCGUCCACCGCCGGAUCCACACGGGAGAGAAGCCCUACCCCUGCUCCGAAUGCGGCAAACCCUUCUCUACCAAUUCCGACCGCAUGAAGCACCAGAGGACGCACGGCGGCUCUCGGCCCUUCUCCUGUCCGGACUGCAGCCAGAGGUUCACUUGUAGGCCGGAUCUCCUCAAACACCAGAAGGUCCACGCCGCGGAGAAGCCGUACUGCUGCUCCGUGUGCGGGAAACGCUUUGCUCAGAAGGCUUUGCUGAUGCUGCACUAUCAGACGCACGCGGACUAGGGGCGGGGAGGAACGUGUAAAUAAAAAAAAAAA